Messenger RNA from Elaeis guineensis (African oil palm), 882 nucleotides. RefSeq lists its product as uncharacterized. The record is from RefSeq and is a predicted model, not a curated record. Lineage: Eukaryota; Viridiplantae; Streptophyta; Magnoliopsida; Arecales; Arecaceae.
AAUAAAAAGAGGCCGGCUUCAUGGGAAUCGGGCUACUCCAGACGAUGACGGAGAUGAUGAGCACGUGCUCGAGGCACGUGACGCGUGCGGCACGGAAGCUCCGGCGGCGGGGCCCCUCCCUCUCCCGGCUAUCGACGGCCGCCACCCGGCCCUUCCUAUCCCGGCGGCGAAGCUCCAGGAAAAGGAUCGGCGGUGGGAAGACGGGGAUCGCCGAGGGGAAGAUGAAAGAAGACGUGGAGGAGGAGGAGGAGGAGGAGGAGGGGGUGUGGCAAAGGUCGAUACUCAUGGGGGAGAAAUGCCAGCCGCUGGAUUUCUCCGGCGUGAUUUACUACGACGCCGAUGGGAGAAAGCUGUCGGAGGCGCCCCCACCGCGGUCGCCGCUACGGAGCCCGUUGCCUUCCAACCUGCAUCUGGUCACCGUCGGUUAUGAUGCGAACAAGGGCGAUAUCUGAAGCACUUUGUUUACAAUCCUUUACUCUUUUUUUUUUUUUCUUCUUUUGCCCCGUAAACAAUCCCUCUCUCUUUUUGGCUUCCUUCUUGCGCUCUGCUUUAUGGUUUUCUGUUGGACUAUGUGCUUAGAAGCCGCUGUCCCAUGCUAGUAUAUCACAAUGCCUUUUUUUUUUACAUAUAUUUUAAGUAUAUUUUCCUCUUUUUUAUCUUACUCUAAUUAAGUAGAAGACGACGCCCAUCUUGAUACACGUAGUGGAUGAGGUAUGUUACAAAGAAACUCUCUCAAUCCAUAAUUCAUUUGAAAAUUGUUGUAAGUUUCUUUCCAUCAGGUUUUAUUUAUGGGGAUCGAAUUUGGGACAUGAGGAGUGCACCUGAUUUUUUUUCUAAAUUGUAAUGUUGUGGAAUGGAUCAUGAAGAUCGAAGAAUUGCUCA